This is a messenger RNA of Suillus paluster, 300 nucleotides long. RefSeq lists its product as uncharacterized. The transcript has a single exon. The annotation marks the transcript as partial. Lineage: Eukaryota; Fungi; Basidiomycota; Agaricomycetes; Boletales; Suillaceae. The record is from RefSeq and is a predicted model, not a curated record.
AUCUGCCAUCUACUUGGAGUCAAAAAGACUCUUGUAUACAAAGUUUUACGGCUCUUUCCCUCACAGCAUAUCCAUAGCAAGAAUACAGGCCAGCAUCGCAUUCUCACCAUUGAUGAUAUCGCUUUCAUCACUGCCAUCCUUCGUCACCAUCCUACAAUGUAUCUCGAUGAAUUACAGCAUGAAUUACACUCUCCCCGCGGUGUGUUUGUGUCCGUGCAAACACUUCUUCGCACAUUUCAGCAGCUACAUCUCAAUCGCAAACACAUCUCCACUUAUGCUCUUAUUUCUUCCUCUCAGUAA